Rasamsonia emersonii CBS 393.64 is the source of this 1731-nucleotide messenger RNA. RefSeq names its product Ceramide glucosyltransferase. Bases 1 to 1731 code for a protein of 576 amino acids. The transcript has 2 exons. Gene Ontology annotation, cellular component: membrane. Lineage: Eukaryota; Fungi; Ascomycota; Eurotiomycetes; Eurotiales; Trichocomaceae. The record is from RefSeq and is a predicted model, not a curated record. Gene Ontology annotation, biological process: glucosylceramide biosynthetic process. Gene Ontology annotation, molecular function: ceramide glucosyltransferase activity.
AUGCUAGGGGUCCAGCUGAGCUCGAGCUCAUCCGUUGUUGUCCAACGUGGUGCCGCCGCUGCUGGCAGCAGCUCGGUACAGACCCCAUCGUGGCUGGUUAAUACCCUGGGAUGGGCAGCUCUCGUCUGGUACCUGACGGUUGUGGCCGUCUGCGCUCUGGGGUAUUUUCAAAUAACACCGUCGAGGUCCGUCUCGUCGACGUCCCCUGAUGCGCCCCAUGUCACGGUCAUUCGACCCGUCAAGGGCCUCGAGCCUUAUCUCUACGAAUGUUUGGCAUCGACAUUGCGGCAAGACUAUCCCCGGGACAAGUUAACGACCUACAUAUGUGUUUCGACACGCAAGGACCCCUCUUUCCCGACGCUAGAGAAGUUGCUUGCCGACUUUCCGGAUUCUGAUGUGCGAAUCUUCGUCGAAGAGGAGGACCCGUUGCUUCAGGACAAUGGCGGCUAUUCGUGCUUGCUGGGCCCCAACCCCAAGAUCAGGAACAUGAGCCGGGCAUACAGGGAAGCUAAGGGAGACAUCGUAUGGAUCAUCGACUGCAAUGUCUGGGUCGGUAGGGGCGUCUGCGGGCGGAUGGUGGAUAGGUUAUGCGGCGUCGGCCAGAGCGAUGGGAAGAAGUACAAAUUCGUCCAUCACCUGCCCAUCGCGGUGAAUGUAGAUGAGGAUGGACUAGGGGAGGAAGGUCGAUCACUACUCAAUGGCGACGCGACCCGAACGCCGUCGAUUGUCGGAACGAAGGAGGGCAGUCUCACCUCUUUGCUACGGGACGGUGGUGGCCGUCUGGAGGAAUUGUUCCUCUCCUCAUCACACGCCAAAAUGUACACGGCGAUUAAUACCGUUCUCCUGGCGCCAUGUAUUGUGGGCAAGUCGAAUAUGUUCCGCCGCUCUCAACUGAACUACCUCACUCGUCCUUCGCCAGACAAUCCCCGCGCGCGACAUCCUGGCAUUGAUUACUUCUCCGACAACAUCUGCGAGGACCACCUGAUUGGGGACCUCCUCUGGAAGAAACAAAUCCGCGAGGAAAAGGAACUCGGAGAACGCUGGGGGAAACAUGCGAUGGUCUUUGGAGACCUUGCUAUUCAGCCUGUGGCCAACAUGAGCGUCAAAGCCUAUAUCGCACGGCGUGUCCGCUGGCUGCGCGUACGGAAGUUCACAGUCCUUCUGGCGACCCUUGUGGAACCGGGAACGGAGUCACUGGUCUGCUCUUUAUACGGCGCAUUCGGUGUCACCACGGCGCUGGCUGGGCUGCUUCAGAACCAUGGGAGCGUAUGGGGGUCGUAUCUGAGCACCUGGAACGCUUUCUUCACGUUUUGGACUCUGAGCAUCGUGAUCUGGGCCGCCUUCGACUGGACGCAGUAUCUGAAACUCCAUUCCGCUGCGACAGUCGAAAUCGACGAGCACACGGCACCAUUCGCGCGGCCGAUACCGAAAGACCGGACCGCGAGACGCCCAUUCCUCCACUGGCUCGCCACCUGGAUCGGACGCGAGGUCCUGGCCUUCCCGAUCUGGGCGUGGGCCGUUUACGGCGGCACGACGGUAGUCUGGCGAGAUCGGUCCUUCAAAGUCUCCUUUGACGCCAAAGCCCGCGAAGUGGACGUUUCCGCGCCGGUGAGACUUCGUCGGGGCGUGGUCGCGGAUUCAUCGUACUCGAGUGGUGUCGUUCCUGGUAGCAGUGGUAGUACUGCUACUACUACAAGAAAGGACGACCGGAAUAAAAUCCGGCAAGAUUGA